AUUCUCCAAGUUUAUUCCAGUUUUAAGUCUUAGAUAUCUUCUCCCAAAUACAAUACAAUCUCUCCAAUGUCGAAAUUGAGCUUUCUUGAUUUCCAAUACAACCUCUCAAAGAGGAGUUUCCUGCGUAAGCCAACUAGGAUGUUUACCAAAGAGAGACAAAACUCAGGCUUAUUGCCUAUUUACCAACUUAGUGUGGAUGAACUAAAGAAAGUCUUUGAUAAAUUUGAUUCAAACAAAGAUGGCAAGAUUUCACCAGAAGAAUACAAAGCUAUUCUCAAAUCCAUGGGGAAGAAAAACCUCCUUACAAGGGAAGUACAAAAGAUUUUCGACGUUGCAGAUGCAAAUGGUGAUGGGUUUAUUGAUUUCAAGGAGUUUGUGGAAGCGCAGAAGAAGGAAGGUGGUGUCAAAACUAUGGAUUUGAAGAGUGCAUUUCAUACUUUUGACAAGGAUGGUGAUGGAAAGAUCAGUGUGCAGGAAGUAUACGAGUUGCAGAAGGGGCUCGGACAGAGGUGCAGCCUUCAAGAUUGCAGGAAAAUGGUGAAGGCUGUGGAUGCAAAUGGAGAUGGUGUGAUUGAUUUGGAUGAAUUCAUGACUAUGAUGACUCGCACUAUGACACUUUGUUAGAAGCUUUUUAUGCCUUAGUUAUAUGUUCCUAGUAUAAAUGCAAGAUUUCUGCAUGCUGGUAGCAAUAGUUCUUACUAGUUUGAUAUUUUCAUUAUAAUUUAAGGUUUCAUCCAAUAGGUUUUGCAACUAUGAAAAGUUAAAUAGCAUUCACAAGACCAUAAGUUUCAGAAUAAGAUCCAUUGUACCAAGCAUGGUACUGCUGACUAGUGUAAUUCUUGGUGUUAAUGCCACUGUGGUACAUCUCGUAUGAUGUUUGCAAAAUCAUGUUUAAUCAGAAAUGAGAAAGUUAAUUGCUU
Nicotiana tabacum (common tobacco) is the source of this 920-nucleotide messenger RNA. NCBI's taxonomy places the organism in Eukaryota, Viridiplantae, Streptophyta, Magnoliopsida, Solanales, Solanaceae. The record is from RefSeq and is a predicted model, not a curated record.